Daktulosphaira vitifoliae (grape phylloxera) is the source of this 1501-nucleotide messenger RNA. RefSeq lists its product as uncharacterized. The coding region runs from base 129 to 1361 and encodes 410 amino acids. The record is from RefSeq and is a predicted model, not a curated record. The transcript is spliced from 10 exons. NCBI's taxonomy places the organism in Eukaryota, Metazoa, Arthropoda, Insecta, Hemiptera, Phylloxeridae.
AAUGUGAAUUCGGUGGAUUUACCGUGCGUGUGAUCAUUAUAGAUUACUCGUGUUUUGUUUCAUUCAAACGAUUGAAGUUGGUUGAACAUAACAGUUAUAAUCCAAUCCUUGAUGUUUUGCCCAGAUCCAUGCAAAAGGAAGUAAUCAGAAAAGCACAUGAAAUAGGACAUUUUGGAUGUAAAAAAGUUGAAGAACUAUUGAAGAAAGAAUAUUCCAUGUCAAAUAUGAAAACAAAAAUUGAGAGUAUUGAACGUCAGAUUUAUAUUAUAAAUGUGACAAAUAAAACGAAUUUUGAACAUGAUGCUAGAAUGAAUACAAUCCCUGGUUGCAUAAAAUCUUCAACAAUUUUGCAGUGUGGACCUGUAGGGAUUGAUUUUGUAAAUAAGAAAAACGUUUUUGCAGAAAUUGUUUUGGAUUAUAAUGAACAAGUUGUUGAAAAUCCAAAAAUCAAGAUUAAUCUUAAAAUUACGUUUGAAGAACAAAACAUUAUUUUAAAACACAAAAGAAUACAAUACAACUUCACAUAUGACGAAGAAGGAAUUGAAGAAUUGCAGAAUACUAUUAAAAGUAUAGACAGUAAAAUUCAAUUCAAAGUCAUUAAAAUCUAUGAGAGUAAUCUUUCUAGUAAUAGAACUUUAGCUCAUUCUACGGUUUAUGAUAAAUAUUUAAAAAUACAACUAGAUAUGAUUGAAAAAUUGUCUUUAUGGAAAUAUGUCAAAGAGGAGAGAGUUCUCAUUGCUUCUACUUCUACUUCUACUCUAUCCAAUACAACACUCAUAGAUUUUAUCAAUAACUCAACUACUUAUGAAAAAAAUGUAGCAUAUACUGUUAAGGAUGCAGAAAAUAUCAUGAAUGAUCGAACUUUUAAGUAUGCAUUUUUACUAGUCGUAUAUGUCUAUAGGACUCUAUUAAUUUACUAUGAUGCAAAAAUAAAUUGGGAAUUAGUUAAAACAUGUUUUACACUAUUGAGUAACGCACAAAUUAAAAGGAAAGAAUUCAAUAACAUACUUUAUGACCUACGUAUUGAUUUUGAUGUAAUUGAACCUGAUCGAACAAUAGUAUGUAAGCAAAUUAUCACACACUUAAUGGAAAAAUACUCAGGAUUAUUCAAAAUAAUUUUACAAAGUACAAGCCAAUUAUCAGAAGAUAAUUUAAUUAAAAAUACAUUUGAGGGAUUUCCUAAACCUCACGAAAACGACGUCAUCUCAUACAAUUUUCAGACUAUACCAACAGAAUUAUCUGUUAUAACGGAAAAAUUGGAGAAAAUUUUAAAGUUAAUAGAAACAGAAUACAGUUCAUUUUUGUCAAAAAAUUAUAAAGAGAUUUUAAAUGAUUCUUACUCGACUGUUUCGAGAAAUUAAAAAGUAUUUUUUAUUUUUUCUAAUUACAUAAAAAGAUACUGUGAGUGUUUCUUUCGUCAUAUACAAUUUAUGUAAUCGAAAAAUAAAAUAAAUAUGGAAUAAUAUUAAAAAUAAUAUUUUUUCUUUUAAAUAAAUAUUAA